Myotis myotis is the source of this 6297-nucleotide messenger RNA. RefSeq names its product diphosphoinositol pentakisphosphate kinase 1 (gene PPIP5K1). The transcript is spliced from 32 exons. Gene Ontology annotation, biological process: inositol metabolic process; inositol phosphate biosynthetic process. Gene Ontology annotation, molecular function: diphosphoinositol pentakisphosphate kinase activity; 5-diphosphoinositol pentakisphosphate 1-kinase activity; inositol hexakisphosphate kinase activity. The record is from RefSeq and is a predicted model, not a curated record. NCBI's taxonomy places the organism in Eukaryota, Metazoa, Chordata, Mammalia, Chiroptera, Vespertilionidae. Bases 212 to 4882 code for a protein of 1556 amino acids. Gene Ontology annotation, cellular component: cytosol.
UGGCACCGCAGAGAAGUCGCGCUUUGAUUGGGCCGCUGUCAGGUGUCGCUGCCGGCAGGUUCGGCUGCGCGAGCGCGGGGAGGCGGGAAUCGACAGUAACCUUCCAUGAGGAACUGCCUUUCCUAUGUGCUGCUGGAGUUAACGGGUGUUUCCUGCUGGCAGAAUCAGGGACAUGACAGCACUAGCGGGAUGAGUGGGUGCUCCGGCGGGGAUGUGGUCAUUUCGGACCAGUGAGAGCGAGAGUGCUACAGCCCACUUCUUCCUUGGAGCUGGAGAUGAGGGGCUGGGCACCCGUCAUCGAAUAGGCAUGAGGACAGAAGACAGUGACAGCGAGCUCCUUGAGGAUGAUGAGGAUGAAAUGCCUCCUGAACCUCAGAUCAUUGUUGGCAUCUGUGCUAUGACCAAGAAAUCCAAGUCCAAGCCAAUGACCCAAAUCCUAGAGAGACUCUGCAGAUUUGACUACCUGACUGUUAUUAUCCUGGGAGAAGAUGUGAUCCUCAAUGAACCUGUGGAAAACUGGCCAUCCUGCCACUGCCUCAUUUCUUUCCACUCCAAAGGCUUUCCUCUGGACAAAGCUGUUGCUUACUCCAAGCUUCGAAACCCCUUUCUUAUCAAUGACCUGGCUAUGCAGUAUUACAUCCAGGAUAGGAGGGAGGUGUACCGGAUCCUGCAGGAGGAGGGUAUUGAUCUGCCUCGAUAUGCUGUGCUCAACCGUGACCCUGCCCGGCCUGAGGAGUGCAAUCUAAUAGAAGGUGAAGACCAGGUAGAGGUAAACGGAGCUGUCUUCCCCAAGCCCUUUGUGGAGAAGCCCGUGAGUGCAGAGGACCACAAUGUUUACAUCUACUACCCCAGCUCCGCUGGAGGAGGAAGCCAGCGCCUCUUCCGUAAGAUUGGCAGCCGAAGCAGCGUUUAUUCUCCUGAGAGCAGCGUCCGAAAGACAGGGUCAUACAUCUAUGAGGAGUUUAUGCCAACAGAUGGCACAGAUGUCAAGGUAUAUACAGUGGGGCCAGAUUAUGCCCAUGCUGAAGCCAGAAAAUCUCCAGCUUUGGAUGGGAAGGUCGAACGAGACAGUGAAGGAAAAGAGAUUCGAUAUCCAGUCAUGCUGACUGCCAUGGAAAAACUGGUGGCCAGGAAAGUCUGUGUAGCGUUUAAGCAAACAGUGUGUGGUUUUGACCUUCUUCGUGCCAAUGGUCAUUCCUUUGUAUGUGAUGUCAAUGGCUUCAGUUUUGUCAAGAAUUCAAUGAAAUACUACGAUGACUGUGCCAAGAUUCUGGGGAACACCAUAAUGCGAGAACUUGCCCCACAGUUCCAGAUCCCAUGGUCUAUCCCCACAGAGGCCGAGGACAUUCCCAUUGUCCCUACCACAUCUGGCACUAUGAUGGAACUUCGUUGUGUCAUUGCAAUUAUUCGUCAUGGGGAUCGUACCCCCAAGCAGAAGAUGAAGAUGGAAGUGACACACCCAAGGUUUUUUAGUCUGUUUGAAAAGCAUGGUGGUUACAAGACAGGGAAAUUAAAACUAAAGCGGCCCGAACAGCUACAGGAGGUGCUGGACAUUGCAAGGCUGCUAUUGGCUGAACUGGAGAAAGAACCAGGUGGUGAGAUCGAGGAGAAGACUGGGAAACUAGAGCAGCUGAAGUCUGUGCUGGAGAUGUAUGGUCACUUCUCAGGCAUCAACCGGAAGGUGCAGUUGACUUACUAUCCUCAUGGAGUAAAAGCUUCUAAUGAGGGGCAAGCAGAUCCACAGCAGAAGGCUGUGGCUCCAUCUCUCUUGCUGGUACUGAAGUGGGGUGGAGAACUGACUCCCGCUGGCCGUGUUCAGGCUGAGGAGCUGGGGCGAGCUUUUCGCUGCAUGUACCCUGGAGGACAGGGUGACUAUGCUGGCUUCCCUGGCUGUGGGCUGCUUCGGCUUCAUAGCACUUUCCGCCAUGAUCUCAAGAUCUAUGCAUCUGAUGAGGGCCGCGUUCAGAUGACUGCUGCUGCCUUUGCCAAGGGCCUUUUGGCUCUAGAAGGGGAGCUGACACCCAUUUUGGUACAAAUGGUGAAGAGUGCCAACAUGAAUGGGCUCCUGGACAGUGAUGGUGAUUCCUUGAGCAGCUGCCAGCACCGAGUGAAGGCUCAACUUCACCAUAUUUUGCAACAGGAUGCACCCUUUGGCCCCGAGGAUUAUGAUCAGCUGGCUCCAACUGGAAGCACUUCCCUAUUUAACUCCAUGGCUGUCAUUCAGAAUCCUGUAAAGGUCUGUGAUCAGGUAUUUUCCCUGAUUGAAAACCUUACUCACCAGAUCCAGGAACGGAUGCAGGACCCCAAAUCUGUAGACGUGCAACUCUACCACAGUGAGACACUAGAGCUAAUGCUACAGCGUUGGAGCAAGCUGGAGCGUGACUUUAGACAGAAGAGUGGACGCUAUGAUAUCAGUAAGAUCCCUGACAUCUAUGACUGUGUCAAGUAUGAUGUGCAGCACAAUGCGAGUUUGGGACUUCAAGGCACAGCAGAGUUGCUACGUCUCUCUAAGGCACUGGCUGAUGUGGUCAUUCCGCAGGAGUACGGGAUCAGUCGGGAGGAGAAACUGGAAAUUGCCGUGGGCUUCUGUCUUCCACUGUUGCGGAAGAUACUACUUGACCUGCAGAGAACCCACGAGGAUGAGUCUGUCAACAAGCUGCAUCCCCUGUAUUCCCGAGGAGUGCUCUCCCCAGGCCGCCACGUUCGAACACGUCUCUAUUUCACCAGUGAAAGCCAUGUCCACUCCCUACUCAACGUCUUCCGUUACGGGGGACUUCUUGAUGAAACCAAGGAUGCACAAUGGCAGCGAGCUUUGGCUUACCUUAGUGCCAUCUCAGAGCUCAACUACAUGACCCAGAUUGUCAUCAUGCUCUAUGAGGACAACACACAGGAUCCUUUAUCAGAGGAACGAUUCCACGUGGAGCUGCACUUCAGCCCUGGAGUGAAAGGUGUCGAGGAAGAAGGCAGUGCACCAACUGGCUAUGGAUUCCGUCCAGCCUCUUCUGAGAAUGAGGAGAUGAAAACCGACCAAGGCAGCAUGGAGAACCUGUGCCCAAGGAAGGCAUCAGAUGAGCCAGACCGUGCAUUGCAGACUUCACCCCAGCCCUCUGAGGGUCCUGGCCUCCCAAGGAGAUCACCCCUCAUUCGUAACCGAAAAGCUGGCUCCAUGGAGGUCAUGAACAUGCAGUGCACAGGGAACCUGGACCUGAUCCCCUUGCGGGGACGGCGCCGCAGGAGGUCAGGAGACCUCCCCCGGCCUUCCCCAGCCAUCGGCCUACAGCCCCGGGCUAUGUCUACCACUCACCUGGCAUCCUGCACACAGGUGCUUUCUGAGACUUCGUCUUCCAGGCCUGGUGGCUACCGGCUCUUUUUGUCUUCACGGCCACCUACGGAGAUGAAGCAGAGUGGCCUAGGCUCACAGUGCACAGGGCUAUUCAGCACCACAGUGCUGGGUGGCUCCUCCAGCGCCCCGAAUCUUCAGGACUACGCCCGCAGCCAUGGCAAAAAGCUACCGCCUGCCAGUCUGAAGCAUCGAGAUGAGCUGCUGGAUGACCAGCACCCUGUGGUCCGGUUGCUGCGCCGUUUUUCCUCUGACUGCUCAGGGGGCCAGCCAGUCUCCUUGGAUGCCACGCUGGCGCAUCACCUGCACCAGUGCUCCUACCACCUGCGCCUCUUCCGGAACUGGCUGCGCUCAGGCCAGGAUGACCCCGAGUGCCUCUACGGAUUUGAAGGGUGCUCCAUGGUGCCUACCAUCUACCCCCUAGAAACGCUGCAUAAUGCCCUUUCCCUGCAUCAAGUAAGUGAAUUCUUGAGUGGAGUCUGCCAGCGCCACACUGAUGCCCAAGCACAGGCAUCUGCAGCCCUCUUUGAGUCUAUGCACAGCAACCAGGCCUCAGAUGGCACAUUUUCCCCACCCCGUACUCUUCAUUCACCUACCAUGCAACUCCGGCAGCGCUCUGAGAAGCCCCCUUGGUACAGCAGUGGCCCUUCCAGCACUGUGUCCAGUGCUGGUCCUUCCUCCCCUACUGCAGUGGAUGGUAAUUGCGCAUUUGGCUUCAGUGAUCAACCCUCCCUGAGUUCACACAUGGCUGAAGAAUGUCAAGGCCUUGGGCUGCGCCAGAAGAUCCCUGGGAAUGGAGCACAAGAGCUCCUCAUAGAAAGGGAGCAAAAGUCUUUUGAACCAAACCAGUUCCCACAGGAACCACCUGUGGAAACCAGCCAGCCAUGCCAGGAAGUUGCUGAGGAGGUCAGCCAGCCAUGUCAGCAGGCCCCUGACAUUAGCCAGCCAUGUCAGGACAUCCUUGAAGAGGUCAGUCAGCCAUGCCAGGAGGUCUCUGACAAGAGCCAGCCAUGCAAGGACACCCAUGAUGAUGUUAACCGGACAUGCCAGGAGGUCACUCAGAUCAACCAACUGUGCGAGAAAGUCUCUGAGGAAGCUUACAAGCUUUUCCGGGAGAACCCUGAGGAGGUCAGCCUGCCAUGCCAAGGGGCCUCUGUGGAAGUUGGCAGGCUGGUCCAUGGGUUUCCUGAAGGGUUUGGUAGCCUGGGCCAGGAAAUCCUUGUGGAAAUUGACAAGCCAGCCCAAGAGAUCCCUGAGGAGCUCAGCCAACCAUCCCAGGAGUUCUCUUUGGAGGUUGACAGACUGGCCCAAGAAGCUCCUGCAACCAUUCUGUUGUCUCAGGAUAUCCCUGAGGUUGAUACACCAUCCCGAGAGUUCCCUGGGGAGGGUGAUCUACAGGUCCAGGAGGGCCCUAAGGAGGUUAAUCAGCAGUCCUGUGUGGUCCCUGAAGUCAUUGACCAGCUGCCUGGAGAGGAUGUUCCCCAAGCCCAGUUUCCAUCUAGUGAUCCAAACCCUCACUCAGAGCCAGUCUCUAGUCCAUGACCAAAACUUAUCCCUUCCACCAGCAACAUGUGAUUAGUCAUUGUCUCAUUGAUGGUGUUAUAAUGUACCAGCCAUUUGAGCUAGCAACUCUUUCUGUUGGCUAACUCACCUGCCAGCAUAAGGCCUUGGAUCUUACCAGAGGUGUCUGAGGAAGCAGUCCUCUUGACAUGAGGCAUACCUGUGCUGGAGCUGGGCUUGGUGAGGGGCCCAUUUCGUGUUCAAAGCAGCCAUUGACUCCUCACCAAGCCAUUAGACUUGAAUAGGAUUUCCUUUAAGGGGUGGGCUGGUCUGUCAUUACCCAGCCUCCUCUGAGCACCCCAGGAAAUUCCAGAUUGUUAAAGGAAAUGCCUCUUAACUGCUGAAGACACCAUCCCGGGACAACAAGUGCAAAAGGGGUUUCCAAGGUCUUCACUUUUCUGAGGAAAUAUUCACAAUGUCUCAAAGUCCUUUAGACCACAUGUGCAUUCAGGGGGACUCUUUUCUUGGCUAGCACUCCUCAGGUGGGUCCAGGAUGGCUGUCUGAAAUGUCUGGGAAAGAGUCCCCUUACUAAACAAACAUCCAUCAUGGCCACUAAUCUUUAGAUUGGGCUUAUGGGUAUUUCCAUAUCAUCCCCAAGUGCCCUCUCUGUUCCUGUCCUUUGGAGAGGGCAAUAGCUCAAUGGAAAAAUAGGUAUUAGAUCGCUGUGAAAAUUUCAGAGUAACUACUUAAAAUGCUUUUGGGGUUCUUGACCAAUCUGUGAAGCAAGGCCUCUUUUGUUGUGGGGCUUUUUGGCUUAGAAGAUGCUGUAGUAGAGAAAAUCAGGUUCUAUUUUUAAGCAAUCAGCAGAGAUAAAUAUUGUACAGACAUGUGCAAAGAUUACAGGGACAGACUGGCCAAAGAACACUCUAGGGUCUGCAAGAGGUUUGUCCUUCUAUCAUUGUGUCUUUAGGGCCAGGUGUGAUUAUGAAGCUAAUCCCAAAGAUGUGGGGAUGGGAAUGGGGGUGGGUAUGAGGGGUAAUGCUGCCAUUAGAGUGGGGGCCGGAACAUUAUGAGUGCUCAAUAAACAUGAAUGAGAGUGGUAGAGGUGGUGACGUCAUUGUGAGCUCAAGAAUGAAUGUGACUCUUAAGUCAAUCAGAUAUGUAACCGAAUUAAUCUGAACCAGUCAAAAGCCUUUGUAGUUGAGCAGGAACGGAUUAUAAAAAUAUACAGAUCAGACAUCCCAGGAGGUCCCUAUGCCAAUCAACCCACUAUCACAAAAUGUCUGAAGUGAGUAGUGUUGUGGGGGACAGAGGUUCUGUCUCUGUGAAACACCAGAGGGUACACAAUGCCUUUUCACCAGCUCCUUGGAAUCACCCUCUUAAUUUUUUCUUCCGAUGCUUUGGAGUGUCAGGAAUUAAAGAGGUUAUACUCUCUGUUUAACCCCUUGACAUCUUU